AUGCACCAGGCCUCGGCAAGCUCGGGUACAGAGAGUGAAUACAUCACGCAACGCAAACACUCAGCCCGCCGGCGCGCGUGCGAGGAGACCGCGGUUGCGGCGAGGCGGAUAGAAGGCCGCGGUGUCAUCCCCGAUGUAGUGAACAGUGUCACCGUCAUCAUCACCUCCGCCCUGCGAGCAUAUAAGGGCGGCCACCUCGCAUUGCAAGCCGAUAUGCCUGGCUACAAGUUGAGCAUCACCGUACUUCCCCGCACAUGGCACGUAUUCAGUCAAUUUAUAUGCAGCCACCUCGAACCCCAAAACCUCCGAGGAGGCCAAGCAGCACUCGCAGCAUGCCAUCGACGAUUUCAGCUCUUAAGCUGUGUAUACCACCAGACCGUACUGUGGCGAGUAUUCGAUCUCGAGAGAUACUCAAGUCAGCAUUUCCACAUAUCCACGCAGAUAUGUGAUGGCAACGCCUGGUGA
Molecule: messenger RNA, 465 nt
Organism: Laetiporus sulphureus 93-53
Lineage: Eukaryota; Fungi; Basidiomycota; Agaricomycetes; Polyporales; Laetiporaceae
Exons: 3
Coding region: 1-465 (154 amino acids)
Source: RefSeq, a predicted model, not a curated record